Molecule: messenger RNA, 2184 nt
Organism: Rotaria sp. Silwood1
Lineage: Eukaryota; Metazoa; Rotifera; Eurotatoria; Philodinida; Philodinidae
Source: the annotation of a GenBank genome assembly
AUGGAUGAAAAUUUCUUACGUAACUGUUAUGUCUCACGAAAUUCUGAACAACAACAACAACAACAACAUAAUCAUCGUUAUAUACGUUUUGAUGAUCAUCGUUCAUUUACAGAACAGCAACCACAACAACAAUCGACAUUGACACCUCCUAUAGACAAAUAUCAUUUUAUCUAUUUUGCUUUAUUUUGCUGUGGCAUAGGAUUUUUAUUGCCCUAUUCAAUCUAUAUAACAUGUGUUGAUUAUUUUCAUGCACAAUUUCCACAAACAGCAAUUAUAUUUCAUUUAAAUUUUAUUUAUAUUAUAGUGGCAUUUAGUACAGUUUUAUUUAGUAAUAUUAUUGCAAAUAUUCUAUCUGUUAAACGUCGUGUUAUAUUUGGUUAUUGUCUUACAUUAAUUAUACUUAUGUUUAUUACGAUUUUUUGUGUUGGUUUAGAAAUUUUUCCACAAAAAUGGUCAUAUUCUAUUUUUCUAUUGUCUGUAGCUAUAAUAGCAGUUGGAUGUACAUUACAACAAUCAAGUUUCUAUGGACUAACAAGUAUGUUACCUUCUCGAUAUACACAAGCUGUUAUGACAGGUGAAAGUUUUGCUGGCCUUCUUGCAUCAUGUGCUCGAAUUAGUACAAAUUUAUUUAUGUCAAAUGAUAGUCAUUUAAGCACAAUAUUAUUUUUUUCACUUGGUCUUCUAUUUGUACAAUUAUGUUUUAUAUUUUAUCUUAUGAUUCAACGUUCAAUAUUUAUUGAAUAUUAUAUUCAUCAAUGUGAAAAUGCAAGAAAAAAUGAAGAAAUUGAAUUUCAAAUUCGAUGUCAUGCAGCAUCGGUUCAUUCUAAACAGACAAUAAUUGAUGAUAAUGAAGAAAAUCUUGAAUCAAAUACAUCAACUAUUCAAGAUCCUCAUUUUGGUAUUUUAACUGUUGAUACAUUUGAUGAUCAACAACAACCAAUUAUUUCAUCAGCAGAUCAAUAUUCAUUAAAAUUAUGGUUUCGAAUAAAACGUGAAUGGUAUCGUCGAUUAGAUUGUAUAAGAGCAAUUUGGCCUUAUAUGCUUUCAAUAGCAUGUACUUAUUUAGUAACUUUAUCGUUAUUUCCUGGUGUUGAAUCUGAAAUGAUUAAUUGUCAAUGGCGUGAAUGGUUACCGAUUAUUUUAAUGGCUUUAUUUAAUACGUUUGAUGUUUUUGGUAAAAUGUUUGCACUUAUUGCCCAUGAUUUAUUAUCACCAAUUCAAUUAUUUAUCUGUAGUCUUUUGCGUUUAAUUUAUAUACCAUUAAUGAUUUUAUGUAUUUUACCAAAAUAUACAGCAUAUUUAUCAAGUUUAUUUUGGCAAUUCUUUUUUUCAAGUACACUUGGCUUAACAAAUGGUUAUUUUGGUAGUGUACCAAUGAUUCGUGCACCAAUAUCAAUUAUUGAAGAACGAAAAGAAUUAACAGGAAAUUUAAUGAUGUUUUCUUAUUCAGUUGGUCUUACAGUUGGCAGUCUUAUUUCUUAUUUACUUGAUGCCAUCAUUGUUCUUGUAAUCAUUUUGGUUGCUUGUCGAACGGCUACAUUAUAUAGUCUUUAUAAUGAUGAUGAUGAUGAUGAUUCUCGUGAGGAAAAUAUUGAAAAAAAAUCACUUACUUCUGAACAAUUAGCUAAACUUGAUGAAUAUUUUUCACUUAAAUAUAAUGAAGAACCAUUAUCUGAAGCUUUAACUCGUAUGAUACAUUAUCCAAAUGAAAAUCAUAUCACUAAACGUGAUGCUUUAUGGACAACAACAGAAGUUCUCGAGUGUAUUCGACGCUUGAGAUAUUCAAAGAAUAUAUCAAAACUUGAUCUUGUCACUGAAAUGCUCAAUUGCUAUCGACGCUUGAAGCAUCGUGACACAGAAGAACUGGUUGGUAUUCAACAAAAACCUCAAAAAGCCAUCGAUUGGUUUCCAAUUAUAUCGAUAAUUUUAGCUGCUAUUAUUUGUCUCAUUGCAUUCAUUAUUUUAUGUAAACGACAGAUAGAUCAUCGUCAUUAUAUUCAUCAUCAAAUAAAACGACGAGAGAAUAAUAAAAAUAAAAACAAAAAUAAUAAUCAAAUCUCAUUGUCAACAUUCGACGCAGCUGAAUGUAUUGAUGGUGAUGUAGAAUUCGUCGCUGGACUUAACAUAGAUUUGGCUAAAGGUAAUUUAAUACUGACAGAUUACGACGCUCAAAUGGUUAGUUAA